CUCGACUGUUGCUAUCCACCAGUCCCGGGGUCCGUCCCAAGUUGGACCCCCUCUUGCUCGAAAUCACAUCCUUUGCUUGCACAAUCUUCCUAUCAUCCAGCGCGUCGUGUUGUGCUUGAGUACUGCACUGCUACUCAAGGUUUCUGCUCACGCCGUUCAUUCAUCCCUGCUUCCGCUCGCUCGGUCCCUUCCCGUGAACCCGGCCCGUGCCCCCGCCUGUGGCAUGGUGACCGUUGAGGUUCCUGCCCAUUGAUUAACGGGUUGGCCGAGAUAGUCCCGUUCAUCUCGCGUCCGCCAUCGAGAGACAAGCGACACGCGCCACGGUUCUGGCAUCGGCCAUGAGUUCAUCGAACUCGACUGUGGGCAAGUCCCUGCCAGCAACCUCGAAUCACGCCUCGUCGAACCCAGCGGGACCCUCGACCACGAGCUUCGAAUCCACGCGUCGACCUGCACAGAUCGGAACGUCAUCGCCCCAGCCGAUGCCGAGGAAGGGGCAGGCCUCCAGAAAGCAACACAAGAACCAGCGACGACCGAGUGGCGGGCUGAGGGUGAACAGCGCCCUCGACGACUAUGACCACAUGGCGGAAAUGCGGGCAGUCAGGAAUCCGUCCAGCCGCCGUGGCCAGACCUCCAUUACGCACCUGCUGAACUACACGGCUCCGAGAGCGUACCAGGAUCAUGGCCAUCAUCUUCAUCAUCCGAGAUCGUUCCGUAGGAACCCGACCUGGGGUCCUGGCUCAGGCUACCAUGCCGCCGACAAGGCGCGAUACGUCCAUGCCAACUACCGUUUCGUCGUCUCGCCAGACGGUGUGUACAAAACACAUGCGGCCGAUGCAGACCUGUACCUGGAAUGGACCAACAUUCUGCAAGUCAUCGCAUCUCCCGAGUCCCAGUCAGCUUCGUGUCCGAUCUGCCUCUCCGAACCGGUGGCACCGCGCAUGGCCAAGUGUGGGCACAUUUUCUGCCUCUCCUGCUUGAUUCGAUUCAUGAACUCGUCGAGCGACGACGAUGUAAAGUCGGGUAAAGGCGCUCGGUGGAAGAGGUGCCCGAUAUGCGAGGACACCAUCUACUUGCACGAGGUGCGGCCUGUGCGCUUCCAUGCCGGCCAAGAAACACCUCUGCCCAACGUCGGCGAUGAUGUGGUUCUGCGACUUAUGGCGCGGAAGGGCAACUCGACCUUGGCUCUACCCUGGGAAGGAGGGGCGGAGGUUUUGAACGCCGGAGACGACGUCCCCUGGCACUUUGCUGCUAACGUCCUGGACUAUGCACGCAUAAUGAAGGGCACAACGGAGUAUAUGCACGGACAGUUCGAUGAGGAAAUCACUGCGUUGACAGAGCAGGAAAGAGAAGACGAGCUUCUGUUUGGCCAAGACAACGAGUGGACUCAAAAGGCUAUCAAGGCCAUCUCCCAGGCCAAGGAGCGGACGGAGGGCCUCGCCAAUCCCGAGGCUGCGAUAUCGAUGCCAGGCCCAAACCCGUCAAAACAACCCGCCGAGGCAGAUUUUUACUUUUUCAGCUCACCGCCUCAUCUGUAUCUGUCGCCGCUGGACAUCCGGAUCCUCAAGACAAAGUACGGCGCCUUCUCUAACUUUCCGUCGACUCUGCUGCCGAGAAUCGAACAUAUUUCCACAGGACACGUCGUGGACGAUGCGUUGCGUAAGCGUGCCAAGUAUCUCGGCCACCUUCCGCGCGGUUGCGUCAUCAGCUUUCUAGAGUGCGACUGGACCGACAUUGUUCCCGCGGAGACGCUGGCAUCAUUUAAUGGGGAGAUCGAACGGCGUCGCAAGCGCAAUCGUGACAAGGCAGCUCAAGAGGAGCGUGAGCGCCAGCAGGCGGAGCGCAUUGAGGCCGCGGACCUCCGACGAACGCUCGGUACGCCGAGGACGAUUGAGCCAGUGGAAGAGCACAUUUCGAAGCUGGACAUUUCGGAAUUUCAGCCACUAUCCGCACAUACUGGCACGACACCUCCCGACCCCCGCCCUGGAUUUGAGACGCUGGCGUCCAUGUCGACCAGUCCAUCCACACAGCGAACCGUCUGGGGAACUCGUGCGCUGGCUGCGUCGCCUGAGCUGGAGCCAACACAGCCCAACGUGGACGAUGGGUGGCUCAAGGACGAGGAGCUAUUGGGCACUGCCGAGCUGGCGAUGCAGCUCGAAGCCAUUGACGCCGUAGAGCACGCUGCCGCUAGCGGAGGAGCAAGCGUUGCCGGUAACGGCGGUGGCGGCAAAAAGGGCAAGAAGAAGAAGCAGAAGAUCACGCUUAUGAGCACUGGCGGCAGGAGGGGGAACUGAGCGAUUUAGAAGAACGCGACAUAGAUGUUCAGACAGCGAUCUUGAGUGGGCAUUUCGCUUCAACUUUGACUCCGGGUUUGAGACCUCGAGGUUAGUGUGCUGCAGCAGACGGGGGCCUCGGGAAUGCGAUGGCAGUCAACAUGAAGUGAGCGCGCACGCCAUUCUGGGUUCUUGAUUGUAAGCAGCUUAAUCAUGUACAAUGCGCAGCGCUCAUUUAUUGGGAAGCCAUUGAGAUGCCCAUGGCAGUGUGUUACUACGAAGGUCGAAGUAUGAAUUCCGCUUCCGGACACGCAAGAAGUGAUGCAGAAACAAACUACUCAACGUCAAAUAUUCGGUGAUAAUAAAAGGAUAACAGGAAACACAGACUUGCUAUAAGUUGCUGGAUAUAUGAAGUACCAUGGGCAAAAUGUCCUGCCCGGUGUCGAUGUAAUCCGAUUGCGUCGGAUGCCUCGAUGGACCAGGCGGGGCGAAGACGG
Messenger RNA from Purpureocillium takamizusanense, 2767 nucleotides. RefSeq names its product Delta(24(24(1)))-sterol reductase. The transcript has a single exon. The record is from RefSeq and is a predicted model, not a curated record. Gene Ontology annotation, biological process: positive regulation of transcription by RNA polymerase II. Lineage: Eukaryota; Fungi; Ascomycota; Sordariomycetes; Hypocreales; Ophiocordycipitaceae. Gene Ontology annotation, molecular function: metal ion binding; transcription cis-regulatory region binding. The coding region runs from base 339 to 2291 and encodes 650 amino acids.